AAAAAAGCUGGAACCCUUCGGUAUUUUCAAUUCGUGAAGGUUUAAAUAAUUGUCCAUGAAUGUAGCACUUGUUAUUUAUCAUUAUUAUUAUUUUUUAUGUAUCUUAUUUAUUGAUUGGUUUAUUGUCAAAUCGCGGGAAAAAGCUACUUUUGGUAGCUAGCUAGCUUGUGUUUCGGCCGGCCCAAAGGAACAGGAAAUAGCCGGGCGGCACGCGCGCCAAGGUACCUCAAGAUGCUAGUUGUUCGCCAACAACAAUCCUUUAUAGAUGCGCAGAAAGCGCAGUUAACUUACAAACUAUUCCUUCUGGAAAAAGCCCAGAAACUGCUUGAGCAAGAACUAAGAAAAUUUACCAAACAGGUUCAUGGAGAAGUCCACCAUGUCCUGAAUUCAUCUUCUCCUGCUAGUGUAUUCAGUGAUCUCUCACAGGCGUUGGAUCUAAAGCUUCAAAACAUUCUGAAACUUUCAGAAAUGGUAAAGGACCUAACAGUUGAUUCACAUGUCUGGCCUGUUUGUAAAAAUGGAAAGAAGACGAAUAACCAUCAAACAUGUGGGACAAAUGGAAUGAAGAAUCUCAUGCCAGUUGCCAUCCAGCUGGGGCCGGUGUUGCAACCUCCCCUCAUUUCCACUCCGGUUACCAAAACGGUGCAGGUACUGGCUACCUCUCUGUCCCAUUGCUGGACAAAACUUUUUAAGUUGCAGCCAGCUCUCAAAUUGCCCGACAGCAUCAACGAGGCGUCCACUGUGAGCUCCUCUCACCGUUCAAAGGAAGACAAAGAAGCUGUUUUAGUAGAGGAAAGCAAACCGGAGUUUGUGUGUGUUCCACCUGCUGUGGCUCAGAACCAUUUGAUCAGUGAAGAAAAGCCACAAGCACUCCUACCUCCCUUAGAAGCUUUGUUCUCAGAGAACAGUAACCCUAAACCGCUAGUUAUCUGGGGACAGGGCAAUAAAGUCCAAGAAGCUCAACACCAAAAACAAACAUCCUGCCGUCUGCUGCACUUCAUCAAAGCAAAAACUGAAAACAAAGAUGCGCUUGAUUUUACAGUUUUUGGGAGCACUGAAGAAAGAAAUGAGGCGAACAAUUCAGAAACCUCAUCGGUUUCAGCUACUAAUAGACAGCAAAGAAACCAGCUACUGACGGACAACUGGAUGAAUGCUCGGGCCUCCAAAACCUUACUCACAAAUGAUGCCAACUCAACUUCAGUCUUCAAUGUAAAAAGUGUUAAUUCAAGUGGAAAUGUGACUUACAGUUGUAUGGUUAUGACAGAAACUGAGCUCUGGGAUGUUGGGGAAAUCUCCGCAGAGAUGUUGCAGAGCAAUACUUUGCACUACACCUCUGAGUACUGCGACUUUCAACAUCCAAUCCCUCAGGCAACAAACUCCUCUGAAAUUAUGAAUGGUGACCCCCAAAAUCUGCACUCCAGAGACUGUGAACAGGGUGACAGUUCUGCCAAUUCCCAAACACCAACUCCCAACAAUUUGAGUAUUCCAGACUUUGAGAUCCGCUGCUUUGAAGAAGCUGAGGUUGUGGUGUCUCAUAUCAGUAGUCCAAGUUCCUUCUACAUUCAGCGUGCUGACUUGAAUGAGAAGCUGCAGGCUCUUGUCACAGACAGCUGUGAAACCAGCCCUUCAUACGCAGAGCAGAACUGCAUUCCAGACAUUGGUACCCUUGCAAUGGCCCGGUUUUCUGAAAAACAUCAGUGGUUUAGAGCUCAGGUGACAAAUAUCUGUGGAGUGAUCCUGGAUGAUGUUCACAGAGAAGGUGUUGGAACUAAAUCAUCAAUCAAGGUGGAAGUGAAAAGAUUAGACUACGGUGACACCUGUCGUCUGUCCCUCUGGAAUCUGACGGCGUUUCCUGCAGAAGUGGCAACUCUACCGCUUCAGGCUGUACAAGUUUCCCUGGCAAAUGUAAUGCCCAUUAAUGGAAUCGAGUGGUCUGACGAGGCAGUGGAUUGGUUCAAAACCAUGACGCACAACAGAACGUUCUAUGCCAGGCUUUACCCACAGAAACCAACAGUUACAGUGGAGCUGUUCCUGGAAAAGGGAAAGAUGGGAGCGAUGAGGAGGGGUGCACCUCUGUCUAUGAGGCUGGCCCAAAAUGGCCAUGCAAGGCAUACCAAAGUCCCAUAUAUUGACCUCCUGAGAAAAAGAGCUGUUGAAGUCAAAGCUCGAAAACAGCUCUCCGACUGGGAGAAGCACCUCAUCUCCUGCUACAUUCCACCAAAGAAGUAGUUAAGAAAACGGACGAAACACAAAUGGCAAAUCAACCUUGCAGUCUGUCUGCUAAUUAGUGUUAAGCCAACUUUGUUCAACCUGCUGUGUUUAAGUGAAUGUAUGUUUUAUUGUUUUCUUCACUUUUUAAUGAAGUGACAACAGACUGUUGUGGACUAGGCUGAUGUGCAGCUGAGCUUUCAGAACUUUAUCCAUUCAGUUCACUAAACAAAUGCGCAUAAGCUGUAACAACACGUCCACUUCCUCAAUCUCUGCAAAUUUGUUGCAACUUCAAUUGUUUUUUUUUUUUUAAUUUUCAGAUAAAGAAAAUGUUUGAAUAUAUUUUAUAGUUUGUUGUAUUAAAGUACAAAAUUAAGCACAGUUGAUUCCUAUAAGUAGAACAAAGUUAAUAUAGUUUAAAAACAUUUAAUAUUUUCUGUUUUAUUGUUGCAUAUUUUCCAAAAGAUAUUAAUCUAGAAGUAUUUGCUUGUUUGAUUGGAAUAUUUUUCCUUUUAAGAAAUCAAUGUUUCUAAUUAUAGAUAUAUUUUUUUAUGAUUCCUUACCAUACUCUUUCAGUGGGACAGUUAUUCAUUAUGCUUUUUAUUUUAAUUUCCUUCUCUAAAUGCUUCUUUUCCCCAUACAUUGAUGGUAAAAAUGUGUUUAUUUUUCUAGCAAGAAUAUGUUGUUACAAUUCUAUUCUGAAAUAAAGGUGUUCUGGUUUAAUUUGCA
Molecule: messenger RNA, 2937 nt
Organism: Oryzias melastigma (Indian medaka)
Lineage: Eukaryota; Metazoa; Chordata; Actinopteri; Beloniformes; Adrianichthyidae
Product: tudor domain-containing protein 1
Exons: 8
Coding region: 232-2229 (665 amino acids)
Source: RefSeq, a predicted model, not a curated record